CUCAAAAAAAAAAUUACCGACGGAUGUGCAGAAGACACUCAUUUAUGCUUCCUUUGUUCCCCAAUCCGAUCACUAGUAGCUCGCUUCUCAUUUCCACAUCCACCACCGCAAUCUCUCAAGCAUUCACUGUUGGUGAAGGUUUAGUCAUUGUCUUUAUAAUAUAUGAUGGCGGGACGCUGUGAAGGGGAAGAUGAAAACCGUACCCCUAGCGGCCGUAAAGGUCUCCCUCGUAAGCUUCGCAGUCAUUCUUCAGGGGCUCAUGGGAGGCCUCCUCAAAAGCCACACACUAUUACCAUAAAAUCUGGGAGUAUUAAGCACAAGGAAGCAAAGAAGACUUUACUAGCUAUUAUUCGGCUGCACUGGCCUGUGGGAGCGUAUAGCUACACUGAGAUAGAGCGUAUUACUAAUAAGAAGUUUACAGAGGACGUCCUGGAUGAGUUUCAUUUGUAUUACACAUAUGAGCCAACCAUGCCCCGCAAAAUUGCAAUUUCUUGUGUGAGAAAGCACAUUAUGGGCGUUGUUAGAAGGACAAGUAACGAGGAGAAGACACGGGCAUACGCUCGGGCAAAGACCUCUGGCCGCACCCCCUUCGAUCAUAGGCCAUCAUAUUUUAAUCAAGAUGUGUGGCGUUACUUCUGUGAUCGCUGGGUGUCGGAAGCCCACAUAGCGAAGUCAGAGACUAGUAAGAAAAAUCGCGAGAAGCUAGAGGUUAAUCACACAGCUGGUGCGAAGCCCUUUGACGAUGUUCGAGAGGAGCUCGAGCGUAGCACCGGGACGCCUCCCUCUCGCCUUAAGCUCUGGGAGACUACGCAUAAGAAAAAAGACACUGGUGAUUGGGUCACUAAGGCUGCAAAAGAGAUAUACGAGCGUUAUCGUGCCCUUUCUAGCGAACAAUCCUCUACAACUUCAGCAGAUGAACCUGCAGAUGAGCCAUUGGAUUUGUGGCUGCAGGCCACGGGUGGCAUUAAAAAAAAUCGUAUUAUUGGUAUGCCAAGAGUGCAAGCUUCCAAAAUUUUAUCUCCUGUCCAAUGCACUAGCGAGUCCUUGCAAGGGGAAGGGCCAUCAGUAGGCUCAUCGAAGCCAGGUAGGGAUCUCUCGAAUGAGACAUUUGUUCAUAUUGUCGAAUCUACCUUGGCACGUAUCCGCUCCAGCCAAUUAUAUCAAGGAGGACGUAAGCUUGACAGACAGACGCUCCAAACAGUAGCUCAGGAGGCAUUGGCAGCAGGUGACAUGGGUCCGAACUCUGUCUUAUCAGAGCUCAUUCGCGGUGAGGCACUCAGGGUGGCAGUGAGCUUGAUUGAGAAUAUGCUUCUGGGGAUAGAGUGUGAGAAAGAGGAUUGCAAUGAAAUGGAGACGGUACCCAUUUCAGAUGGUGAGGAUGAUAACCACUCUGAUGACGAGGAGCGAACAAUGAGCCUUUCAAAUAAUGAGGCCAAUGGGGACUCAGAUUAGGCCUUUUGUAAAUGUAAACAACAAUCGAAAAGUUUGUUGGUGUAAGAUGUCUUAUCUUGGGUGUGUUUUAUAACUUGAUAGAUCUAAAAGUUUUUGUCUAGUUUAAGUACAGUAUUACUUUUACAUAUAUUUGUUUGUUUUUUA
This is a messenger RNA of Daucus carota subsp. sativus, 1596 nucleotides long. RefSeq lists its product as uncharacterized. The transcript is spliced from 7 exons. The record is from RefSeq and is a predicted model, not a curated record. The coding region runs from base 163 to 1452 and encodes 429 amino acids. NCBI's taxonomy places the organism in Eukaryota, Viridiplantae, Streptophyta, Magnoliopsida, Apiales, Apiaceae.